This is a messenger RNA of Parastagonospora nodorum SN15, 2469 nucleotides long. RefSeq lists its product as hypothetical. Gene Ontology annotation, molecular function: double-stranded DNA binding. The record is from RefSeq and is a predicted model, not a curated record. Bases 1 to 2469 code for a protein of 822 amino acids. Gene Ontology annotation, cellular component: chromatin; SMC loading complex. NCBI's taxonomy places the organism in Eukaryota, Fungi, Ascomycota, Dothideomycetes, Pleosporales, Phaeosphaeriaceae. Gene Ontology annotation, biological process: maintenance of mitotic sister chromatid cohesion; mitotic sister chromatid cohesion. The transcript has 2 exons.
AUGGAUCCACGGCACAACCAGAACUGGCCGCCACAGGCAUACAACAACGGGCAAUAUGUACCCUACCCUCCGCAACAGCAGCAGCCAAAUGCGUACCAGCACCAGGGGUAUGCGCCGCAGUACCCUCCCAUGCAGCAGCAGAUGCCCCAGGGAUAUCCGCAAUCGCAGGCCCCGCAGACUCAUCCACAUAUGAGCGUAUCUCGACCGCCCAGCCAGCAAUACCCGCCAAUGCCCCAAGCCUAUGCACAGCAGCAGCAGCAGCAGCAACCGCGCGCGCAACCACAGGUCGUCAUCCCGCCAAAGGCCCCAAGCUAUGUGUCGCCUAUGCAGCAUAUGCAACCGCCUAAGAUCCGGCAUGUACAGAUGCCCGUGCAGCGAAACAGCAGUUCUGGAAUUGCGCAAGCAGACGGGACGCAGGACCGCCGGCGAUACAGUAAUCAGCAGCAUCCGACGCCUUCGCAGUCGAAACAGGUCCAGCGAUCACCUGCGCUUCAAGAGAACGGCCCCCGACCGCAGCAGAAGACUUCGACACUUCCCGCUGACCUCUCAGUCAUGUUGCUCUCAGCUGCAGACGAGUACAUUGCUGCAGCACGUGGCAUGGGCACCCGAGUAGUGCGGAGUCGGCGAGAAGCCGAUGUGCUUCAGUAUCACAAAUUGAUGGCGACGGGUUUGGGCUGUAUGGACACUGUACUGAGGGACUUCCACCUGCUGCCACGUGACGAGGCUAGACUCAGACUCAGAUACGCUACUCUGCUUGCAGAGGAGACGGAUAAUACUGCUGAAAUCGACGAGGUUCUGUCCAAGCAGAUAUCGUUGUGCGGACGAUGUCGCUUGCAAGACUUAAAGUACGCUUCGCUACAUCUUCAAGCCCGCUAUCAAUUCAAGACAAAUCAUCGCGCUGCCCUCAAGUCCUUGGAUAAACCCAUCACCGAAGCGGAGACCUUUCAGCACAUCGCCUGGGUGUAUGCUUUCCGAUUCUUGAAGGUCGCGCUCACACUUCAGAUAUCGGGACGUAUAGAGCUUGUUCCUGCGCUGCAGCAGCUGCAUGCCAUAGCGGCGCACUCAGAGAGGCGAGGAGACAGAGCUAUAUACGUGGCUUGCAAUGCAUUAGAAGCGCUAGUUCAUCUGCGGUCGGGUGCUGCAGACAGGCUUGAACAAGCACAGCGUGCUAUAGCAUCCGCACGGAGUUUGCAGCUUCAAGUCUCUGCGGAGCAACUUGGCUCAUUCGGCACGCUUCUCGACAUUAUUGAUGUUACCUGUGGUAUCCACAACGGCGUUCCUGACGGCACAAAGUCGACUGCCUUGAUUUCUGGGGUUCUUGAUGAAAAGGCCGACGCAUUACAAUCCCACACCGGCAUACUCACCGUUGUAAUUGAAAGAAGCUCUGGCGGGAGCAUGACAUUUGAUAGUGGCGGCAUAUUUCGGAAGAACCCUGCAGGAUGUGAUGAACUCGUCUUUGUGUGGUUACCAAAGGAAGACCUACAAACACUGUGCUUCUUCAUCUGCGCCUAUGAUCAGCAUGUCCACGAGAAGGGUCUCAAAUAUAUCAGGGAAGCACAUCACCGGGCCAAGAGUGCAUCGAACCGUCACGUUUCGCACAGCAUCCCCAUUCCACUUGCGGUCGCCCAGCAAGAGUGGAACAGUGUGCUUGACUGGCAUUCUCUUUUCGUUAUUGGUCUCAUCGCGUGUCACCGGGAAGACGCAGCGACCGCUACUGAAGCCCUCACCAUCCUCAAGAAGCGCGCCGUCAAGUCGAAACCAAAUGAGGAGACUGCGCGUACGUUGGCCUACCUGACCGCUGUGUCCGACCAGAGAAAUGGCGCUUUCGAAUCCGCUUUGCGUGCUUACUCGUCAGACUUGUUUCAGUUGCCAUCACAGGCUUCUUCCGUUGGCACCAAAGUCGAUCUCGCGAUUCUCGCGGCUCUGAAUAGAGUGCUCAUUGUGAGAUACCCAGGCCAUCCGCAACAGCACAUCGCCACUACGCUGUUGAAGCAGCUGACACCACUGUGUGAAAAUCACCCCAAUCAGUACAUUCGUGUAGCACAUCGCCUUGUGCACGCUAUGUCAAGCCCAGAUACUACUACAGACGCUUCAAUCAUGCGCAAGAAGACGUUUGUACAAGCAGCCGUCAACCGAACAAGUGAUAUUCUCAAAAAAACACAAAAUCGCGAGUUUGUCACAAUGGCACUGUCCUACUUCAGCUCGAGCUUUUUCGCAAAUCAAGUCAGCGACAAAGCAGUUCAGGCGGUGCGAGCAACUCGGCACAACAACAAGUGGAGUCGCAGUCCAUUGUGGACGGCUGUUGCAGCCGGCAUGUGCAUGCAUACGUACCAACAGAACGGGUUACUGCAAGAUGCCCAGGAGAGUAAGCGCGAGUACGAGGCAGUGAUGCAUUUGCUGCCAUCUCCUUUGAGGAACGGAUCGGACGUUGACGCAGAAGGAGAGGAAGAGGAUGACGAUUUGGUAUGA